CCCGGCGGGUGGAGAGGAGGCGACGGGCGGCAGAAGGUUGCUGGUUGACUCUGCGGCUAAGGGAGAGGGUGCUUGGGGGAUGUCGAGUGUCUGUUGAAUUUUCCAGGAAAAACAGCUUUAGGUUUCUGGGGAACAGGAUGACCGCUUUGAGUUGAGUGCAAGAGGCAUUUUUCCCCAAACUCUUUACUAGAUACGAAGAGUGGCGGUGCAGAACCCUAUUAAGAAUGACGUCUGCCGUUGCCACAGCGGUGAAGGCCGGCUACUUCUCCCUACCCGGGCCGCGACUCCUUAUCUGCUGCUGAGUGUCCUGGAGUUAGAAAACCACUAGUGUUGGAAGGAAUUGAUUUGGGGGCGUGUACAAGCAAAUGGACGGUGGAUUAUCUAAGCCAAGUUGGAGGGAGGAAAGAAGUAAAGAUUCAUGUUGCUGCAGUUCCACAGAUGGACUUCAUUAGUAAGAACUUUGUGUAUAGAACUUUACCUUUUGACAAGUUGGUCCAGAGGGCAGCUGAAGAAAAGCAUAAAGAAUUCUUUAUUUCAGAGUCAUUUUUGCAAGCAACAUGUAAAAACAUUUCUUCAUAUGGCCACCAGAGAGCGUUAGUAGAAAGGGAUGAGAAGUACUACUUACGGUCACUUGGGGAAGAUCCUAGAAAGGAUAUCGCGGAUAUCAGAAAGCAGUUUCCCUUAUUGGAAGGAGAUAUUAAGUUCCCAGACUUCUUCAAAGAGCAGCAGUUCUUUUCAAGUGUUUUUCGUAUUAGCUCACCAGGAUUACAACUUUGGACUCACUAUGAUGUUAUGGAUAACUUCUUAAUACAAGUGACAGGAAAAAAGCGUGUUGUACUGUUCAGUCCUCGAGAUGCCCAGUAUUUAUAUUUAUCAGGUACUAAAUCAGCAGUGCUGAAUAUAGAUAACCCAGACUUGGCUAAGUACCCACUGUUUUCCAAUGCUAGAAGAUAUGAAUGUUCCCUUGAAGCUGGAGAUGUAUUAUUCAUUCCUGCUUUAUGGUUCCAUAAUGUAAUUUCUGAAGAGUUUGGAGUGGGAGUGAAUGUCUUUUGGAAGCACCUUCCUUCUGAAUGCUAUGAUAAGACAGAUACCUAUGGAAACAAAGAUCCUACAGCAGCAUCAAGAGCGGCACAAAUUUUAGACAGAGCCUUAAAAACAUUGGCUGAAUUACCAGAGGAAUACAGGGACUUCUAUGCACGGCGAAUGGUCUUACACAUCCAAGACAAAGCCUACAGCAAGAACUUUGAGUAAAUAAAGCAGUACUAAUAGAUAUAAACUUUUUAAUAAAAUUUAGCUCAAACGUUGGAAAAAUAUAAUGAUAUGAAUUAUUUCUUUUUAAAUUCUCUUUAUUAAAAUAGUAUAGAUAAAUCAGUCUCAGAUUUAUAGAUUAAAUAAGUAUGAAGGGGUGUUUGUUUGGUUUCUACUUAAUACAGAUUGUUACAGUUGAAAGAAUGCUGUACUGG
Trichechus manatus latirostris (Florida manatee) is the source of this 1463-nucleotide messenger RNA. It is a transcript of the gene TYW5, whose product is annotated as tRNA-yW synthesizing protein 5. Lineage: Eukaryota; Metazoa; Chordata; Mammalia; Sirenia; Trichechidae. Bases 439 to 1251 code for a protein of 270 amino acids. The record is from RefSeq and is a predicted model, not a curated record. Gene Ontology annotation, biological process: wybutosine biosynthetic process. The transcript is spliced from 9 exons. Gene Ontology annotation, molecular function: tRNA binding; 2-oxoglutarate-dependent dioxygenase activity.